AUGGUCACCGUAAAGAGCGAGCACUGUGUUACCUGUGCUCGCCCCUGGAACAUGGGCAGCACCGACGGCCUCUCGAACUCACCAAGACGCUCCCCACCCUUGACGGUUUCCAGAGCCCUAAAGGAGCACUGCAACAUCCCCUUUGACGCCUUCUUCCUGGCCACUUACACCAAGGACGGGACCCUCACCUACUUCUCGGGACCCAGCCGCAUGCCGGAGGAGCAGAUCAACCAGGUCUUUACCCGCGCCAAAUUCCUCCGGUUCAUCCGCCAAGCAUCACGGAGGGACGGUGUGUCAGAGGGGUAUGAGGAGGAGUGUAACGGCCAGAUUCAUCCCUCCAUGCCGAACCGGGCCUCCCUUGACAACCACUGGACUACGGGGCCCGGCCGCCGGAAGCGGCCGAGGAAAGCGGUCUCGAUGCGGCGUCAGUUGGACGACGAGGCGGCACCGGUCGUCACUAGCAUCAAAAAGCCCCUCGUCAUUGGCGACUCGAAAGCUGUCAUGGACUUUUAUGACCGCUCCUUCCGAUGGAUCCAGCAGACCGCUUGCAAGGAGCUAGGCAAGGCAUUCGUCAAGCUGAUCUGCCCCAAGAAAUCGGCCCAGUAUCAGUACAACAAGGGCGAAGUCACGGCGCCGGACUGGUGGCCGCACUGGGCCCACAACAAUAAGCUGGUGCGGCACAAGGAGCCGGAUCAUCUCUUGAAGGAGGAACGGAUUGUCCUCUUGAAGCAAAUCCUCAAAUUGGUUGUUGAUCCUACCAUCCGACCGCCGUCGAUGCGAAACUUGGGCCCUGUCUCGGUAGCCCAGCUCGAAGUUGCAGCGGUCGAAUCGCUCGCUGCCUUCUUCCGUGAUCCCAAGAAGCCCAAGAACGACCGGAAACGACCGAUCUUGAAGGAGCUUUUCCGCGUGGCUAAGAUGGAGGAGAGGUACAAAAGGAACGAGAUUGAUGGCACGACCCAAACCAUGAUCGACGCGGACGACAUGAUCCGGAUGAACGACUGGUUCGACUUUGACGAGGAACGGGCCUCGGAUGAAUGGGACGCUGCUCACAGAGAAGACAUGGGGAUCCCAGCCGACGCGAUCCCGCUCUCUCCAUCUAUAUCGCCGGUACCCCAGGCUCUCGCCGCGCAGUUUCAACCCUCGACCGGCUUCCAGGAUCUGCCGCACCGACCCAAUGUAUAUGGCGCGCCCGCUAUGCUGCCCACCGACAUCUCGGCUGCUGAGCAGUACUCGUACCCGACCGCAACCAUGCAUCUGCCGAACAUACUCACCGGUCUUUCUCACCAACCCCAUGAGCACCACCCCCACAGCCCCCAGCAGCACGAUGCCAGCCGUCGUUCGUCUCUCUUCAUGGCCAACAACGAGUUCAAUACCCCACCUCCUUCGGCGAUGUACCCUACGACUCACUGGGCCCAGUCACCCCAAAGCCAGGGCCCAACCACCCCCAACCUUAUCGCAGCAUCCACGCCGGAUGUCCCCGCAUCUUCGCCUGCCAUGUCCACUUCGCCCAUCUUCGCGUACCCCCACAGUGCUAUCCCCAUGCAGCAUGAGUUGUCACAGCAAGGCCACAGCCAGCCGCCGAACGACUUCUCUGCUUCAUCUCCCGUGUCGAUGAUGCAUCAGCAACAGGUCCAGCCACAAUACCACCCGUAUCAACAACAACAACAGUACCAGCCGCACCAACACCAGCAGGCCCAUUCACCGUUGCAGCAACAGCAACAGAUGUAUGGGCAGCAGCCGCAACAUCACCAGGCCGUUAUGUUUGGGGCUGGGAACAUCCAGUUGUCGAUGUGA
Messenger RNA from Dichotomopilus funicola, 1794 nucleotides. RefSeq lists its product as uncharacterized. The transcript is spliced from 6 exons. The record is from RefSeq and is a predicted model, not a curated record. The coding region runs from base 1 to 1794 and encodes 597 amino acids. Lineage: Eukaryota; Fungi; Ascomycota; Sordariomycetes; Sordariales; Chaetomiaceae.